AUGGCUAGCGAGCAGGUUUAUGGCGUCACGCCGCCAAUCUCCGUCACUCUCCCCACAGAGGCGGAGAAGCGUGCCAGCGACGCCCUCAUCGAAGAACUCCGGCGCCAGAAAACAUUCGAGAGCCCGUCAGACACCCAGAAAAGGCAUGUCGGACGCGCAUUUACGGUUCUCGACUCGCUGCAAGAGAUUUGCAACGAAUUCGUCCGAAAGGUUGCCAGGGAAAAGGAGCCCAAGAAUGAAAUGCUCAUCAAAAACGCCAGGGGCAAGGUGUUCACGUACGGCAGCUUUCGCCUUGGCGUCUUUGGGCCUGGCUCGGAUAUCGACACGCUCAUCGUCGCGCCAAAAUACGUCACUCGAGAGGACUACUUCAAAUACUUUCCCGACCUGCUCGUCUCAAUGGCGCCCGCGGGAGCCAUCACCGAUCUAACCGUCGUCACGGACGCUUUCGUGCCCAUUAUUAAAUUCGAGUACUCCGACAUCAGCAUUGAUCUAAUCUUCUCUAGAAUUAUCCAAAAGCAAAUCUCCCCAGACUUCGAUAAUCUCAAAGACUCUAGCCUGUUGCGCGGUCUAGACGAAGCGGAGCUACGAUCCUUGAAUGGCACCAGAGUGACGGACGAGAUUCUGGCUUUAGUCCCCGAAGAGAGUACAUUCAAGCUUGCCCUGCGAGCCAUCAAGCUGUGGGCGCAACGCCGCGCCGUCUAUGCGAACAUUAUGGGUUUUCCUGGAGGUGUUGCUUGGGCGAUGCUUGUUGCCCGUGUCUGCCAGCUCUACCCCAAGGCUGCCACGUCUGUCAUAGUCAACAAGUUCUUCUUGGUCAUCGGCCAGUGGCGAUGGCCGCAACCCGUGCUUCUCAAGCCCAUAGGGAGCGGUCCUCUUCCAGUUCGCGUCUGGAAUCCCAAGGUCUAUAAAGGCGACUCGUUCCACCUGAUGCCCGUCAUUACACCGGCCUAUCCUUCGAUGUGUGCGACAUUCAACAUUACUCGAUCUUCCAUGUCCGUUAUCCAGCGCGAGCUUCGUCGCGGUUUAGAGAUUUCCGAGCAAAUCAUGGUUGGCAAGAGACCAUGGAGUGACUUGUUUGUCAAGCACACAUUCUUCACGUCGGGCUAUAGAUACUACAUUUCCGUGGUGUCUGCAAGCAAGGACAAGGAGGCCCACAAGGUAUGGUCGGGAUAUGUCGAGUCCAAGGUCCGUAUGCUGGUGCAAAAGUUGGAGCAGCAUCCCUCCAUCGCACUGGCGCACGCGUUCAACAAGGGCUACGAUCGACGACACCGGUGCAAAAAUGACCACGAAAUCGAGCAAGUGCAAGAGGGAAGCCUCGAGUUCAUGAUCAAAGAUGGGGGCGAUAAUCAGACUUCUGGCGAGAUAGAACCCAAGCCAGAAGUCAAGGAUGGCUCUGCUGAAGCUGUAUCCCCCGUCGAGGUCUUUACCACUACUCACUACAUUGGUCUCGAGCUGGAAGAGGGUGCCAAAUCCCUUGAUCUAUCGUACCAGGUUGACGAGUUCAAGGUCCUGUGUACUCAGUGGAAGAAGUACCAGGAAGAACUUCAGCCAUCCGUUUCUCUGGGUGUGCAGCACGUUCGAAACUUCAACCUCCCAGACGACGUCUUUGACCCCGGAGAAGAGAAGCCUCAGAAGAAAAGCGCUAAGAGCACGGCAAACAAGAAACGAGGCCCCCCAGAGGACAAUACUCCGCCGGCGAAGAGACAGCAAGCCUCGGUUGCGGCCGCUGGCUGA
This is a messenger RNA of Trichoderma aggressivum f. europaeum, 1734 nucleotides long. RefSeq lists its product as uncharacterized. The transcript has 6 exons. The record is from RefSeq and is a predicted model, not a curated record. Gene Ontology annotation, molecular function: RNA binding; poly(A) RNA polymerase activity. Bases 1 to 1734 code for a protein of 577 amino acids. Gene Ontology annotation, cellular component: nucleus. NCBI's taxonomy places the organism in Eukaryota, Fungi, Ascomycota, Sordariomycetes, Hypocreales, Hypocreaceae.